This is a messenger RNA of Haemonchus placei, 876 nucleotides long. Lineage: Eukaryota; Metazoa; Nematoda; Chromadorea; Rhabditida; Trichostrongylidae. The record is from the annotation of a GenBank genome assembly.
AUGUUCAUUUCACAAAAAGAGCUGAUAAACACGAAAGAUCCUUCCCCUGGAGUUGCGUCAGCACUGCUCUGUGUAACUACCGUGGUCCAUAGCCUUACUGUAUCAAUCAUUACCGUGCUUACAGGCCCAGUCUCCCGAUCACGUCUCAGUCCACCAAAGGCACGUCGUAAGAUUAAACCCAUAUUCAUUAGGAGAAGGCUCUCAUCCACUGAAAAUAAAAAGGUUCGUAAGAAGAAGGUGCGCCCUGCUGAUGAUUCAGUAAAUUCUCAGAGUCGGAUUCUGAAGCCACGGAAGAGCAGACCUCGUCCAUUUCCAGAGAGACCAUCCAAGGAGAAGUCAGACUCAGUGAACACAGCCAUCGGACCUGUGGAGAAGGGAAUCAUGGGUUCUUCGAUUCAGUCAGAUGUAAGAUCAGUGAGAGCAGCCGUCAAGAUCGAUUGUGAAGAGAAAUGGUCCGCCAACGACGAGUCCAAUGGAACCUCGAGAAGUGGCUCCAGCAAGGAGCUACCUGUGAUCCCUGGCAAAUUCCAUAGAUGCUAUCUUACCCGUCGGAGUACAUUUCGACAUAGGACAGAGCGAUCGUUUUACAGUUACAGUGCGAACAGCCGAUAUCGGGGGCGACUGCACAAAGUGUUUGUCAGCGGUAUGAGUCCACGGAAUGGGAAGAAGGCGUCGCCAAAAAAGAGGAUCUCUACAGAAUCCGCCGACGAAGAAAAGACAACGACAGUGAAUUCUGAUGUGAUCCCUCCGGCCGUGACCGACUCCUCAUCCAUUUACGGGAGAAUGACGGCAGCACCAACAAGUAUCGUCAUCAGGACCGUUGAGAAGAAGUCAAAGAAGAGAGGGAAGAAGGGAUGGCGGAAGUCGUGGAUCUGA